Messenger RNA from Tetranychus urticae (two-spotted spider mite), 2173 nucleotides. The record is from RefSeq and is a predicted model, not a curated record. NCBI's taxonomy places the organism in Eukaryota, Metazoa, Arthropoda, Arachnida, Trombidiformes, Tetranychidae.
AGAAAGAGAAAGAAGAGUUUAGUUGUGAUUUUUUGGUGAGGGAGAAAGAAGUUUUUAUUAUUGAAUGAUUAGCUUUUGUAAUAAAUUUUAAUAGUGUCAGUUAAAUUGUUCAAAUUGUUUACUAUCAUAAAUAAACUAAUUGGUAUUUUUACCUGUUAUUGUUAUUUUCUUUGUGACCAAAAUGAGCUCAUCAGGCUCAAUGAGUAUGUCUGCUGAAGAGAAGCAGGCAGCCAUUGAACAAUUCUGCAAUUUCACUGGUGCGACAGAGAAUCGUGCAAAGGUUACUUUAGAAGCAUGCAAUUGGAACAUCGAACUAGCCGUCAACAUGCACGUUGAUGGUAUUGACACUGGUGAACCUGUUGAUGUAAUACCAACCACAGAACCUUCCUCAGAAGAUACCAUUGCUGGCAGUGGUAGUGGAAGAAACAAUAAUCUAACAAGAUUGAUUGAUUCCGCUCUAGGAGCAUCUUCUUCAUCUACUUCAACCUCAUCAUCAAAUGCCAUUGGAACUAGUGGAAUAUCUACUCCAUCAACAUCGUUAUUAAAUGAUGAUGACUCUGUCCGUCCACCUAUUCCUCCUGUGAGACAAGUUCUUGUAGAGGACGGAUUCCAUAACCAUAGACCUCGUAAUCAUACACAUUCUGUGUUUGAUGGUUUUCGCAACUUACGUGCUGAGACUAGUAUGUAUUUCUUUAUGACAUUAAUCGCUAUGGAUUCUUUAUUUCCCACUCACACUGUUUUUAUUUUUAUCUGCUUUACAGGAUGGCUUGAAGAAGGAGAAAGUGCAACAUCUAGCACUAAUCUUAACAAAAGAAGAACCUUAGAAGAACUUUUCCGUCCUCCAUUGGAUCUCAUGUUCAGAGGACCCAUGGACCAGGCUAGAGAUUUCGCUUCUCAAUCCAAUAAAUGGUUAAUGGUUAAUCUCCAGAACGUACAAGAAUUCGCUUGUCAAGUGCUGAAUAGAGAUCUUUGGAGUAACACAGCAGUCAAAGAAAUUAUUUCAGAACACUUCGUAUUUUGGCAAAUUUAUCACGACAGUUAUGAAGGAUCCAAGUACAUGCAAUUUUAUAAUGUUAUGCAAUUCCCGUAUAUAGCUAUUUUGGACCCUAGAACAGGAGAAAAAAUGAGAUCUUGGUCAAAUACAAUUGAUGCGGUCUCUUUUUGCGAGGUUAUCACAGAAUUUCUGAUGGAACAUCCCUCACCGAAUGGCCCAAGUGCCCCUGUAGAACAUGCUCCAUUACUUUCUAUUCCUAGAAAGCCAAAUCCAUAUGAAGAAACUGAAGAAAUGCAGUUAAGAGCCGCUAUUGCUGCUUCGUUGGAGGAAAAUCGUAAACCUGAUGGUUUAAAUAAUUGUAAAGUCGAUGACUCCGAUGAUGACAGUGAACUCGAAACAUUUGACUCCGAUACCGAAACAGGAUUCACCAGCAAAACUCCGAAGGAACCAAAGAACUCUUUAGUUGAAGAUAAACCUGAAGAAAAACCUCCAAGUCCAGAGUCAUGGGAAAAGUAUUUAGUUCCUGAAAGUAGUAGUUCGGCAGACAUAAUUAUUCGGUUCCCCGAUGGUAAACGAGAACGUAAAUCAUUUCCUUCACAAUCUCCUUUAAAAAUAUUAUAUCUUUACGUUUCUUCUAAAGGGUAUAGCAUGACCGAUUAUGAUCUGGUUAUUAAUUUUCCAAAGAAAAAUCUGAAAGAAUUCUCUGAAAACGAUUCUUUAUCAUCAGCGGGCCUAUGUCCAGGAAAUACUGUAUUUGUCCAUAUGAAAUCUUAACAUUAAUUAUCAUCUAACAAUUUUCACAUGAAAUAUUUUUGAACAGUAUUUAUAUUUCAUAAAAGUCAAUCCCGUUUCCGAAAUUUUGGAAAAUCCAACAAGAAAUGAGCAUCAAAAAGAGUUACAAGGCGACAAAAGAGUAAAACUGUUUUGACAGUGCAAAGGCAACUACUACCAUCUUCUCAAUCCUGCUAUUACCAUCAAAUUUUCGAUAAUUUGAACAAUUUAUUUGUCUAAUUAUUGAACGCAUUGUCAUUGUUUAGCUCGUCCAUUUAAAGGUUUAUUUACCCAUUACAGCUAAACUAAUUCAUUGUAACUACAAUCAUAAAUGUAUCAAUCAAGUUUAAGCUUUAAUUUACCAAUAAAUUUUCAUUAAGAUGCAAUAAAACAUCUAAAUAUUAUAAA